Messenger RNA from Oncorhynchus gorbuscha (pink salmon), 2920 nucleotides. It is a transcript of the gene timm23a, whose product is annotated as translocase of inner mitochondrial membrane 23 homolog a (yeast). The record is from RefSeq and is a predicted model, not a curated record. Gene Ontology annotation, biological process: protein import into mitochondrial matrix. Gene Ontology annotation, cellular component: mitochondrial inner membrane; TIM23 mitochondrial import inner membrane translocase complex. Gene Ontology annotation, molecular function: transmembrane protein transporter activity. Bases 593 to 1210 code for a protein of 205 amino acids. The transcript has 7 exons. Lineage: Eukaryota; Metazoa; Chordata; Actinopteri; Salmoniformes; Salmonidae.
CGAACUGGCGUUGAGCGAUUUAAUGUUACUUUGCUUCCAUCUAGCGCAAUAUAUUAGUACUUCAACUGACCCUGUGAUGUCAUGAACUGUCGCAAAAAUUAUCGGACCCUUUCCGCUUCAUUUACAUCUGAAUGUAUGGCUUUUGUCAUUUCCGUCAUCAUGUAUUUCGAUAUGUUUAUAGCCCCGUAUCAAAUGCAAUCAUUGCUUUAUUUCACCCGUUUUACGUUUAGUUAUUGACCUCAAUGCUGUGUUUACUUUUUUUUUAUGUAAUCACCUGUUUGGUCGCUUUACGGCAGAGCGUGGAGGUCAGAGAAGCAUGAUGAAAAGGCGAACCCAACCAUCCAUUACAAAAAGCUGAUCAGUUCAAUACCUGACUACUUACAGUAAGACAGUGUACAAACUUAUUGAAACGUAAACAUAUUACUGCGUUGUAGAUACCAGGAAAUAUCACUAUAUAGCUUUUCCAACGAGAACUGUUGGUCCCACCGCUUGCAUCAUACCGUUUGGUCUGCUAGGCUAGCUAGCUAGCUCACCCAACCAGCAUCUCCAGUCCGAAGCAUUUGCCGGGUGUCUCUUCAGAUCUUCCCCAGAUAUGGACAACAAUGCCCCCGGAUCGGGAGGGAAAGGUGGCUUCGGGAGUCUCUUUGGCGGAAGCGAAUACUCCAACACAGAACUCGCCGGUGUCCCAUUGACCGGAAUGAGCCCCCUGUCACCUUAUCUCAAUGUCGACCCCCGCUACCUCGUACAGGACACAGAUGAGUUCAUUCUGCCCACCGGGGCCAGCAAAACCAGGGGGAGGUUUGAACUGGCCUUUUUCACCAUUGGGGGCUGCUGCAUCACAGGAGCUGCGUUUGGGACAGUGAAUGGUCUGAGGAUGGGGUUGAAGGAUACAAGAGAAAUGGGCUGGACUAAACCUCGCAACGUCCAGAUUCUCAACAUGGUGACCAGACAAGGUGCAUCGUGGGCCAACACACUGGGCUCUGUUGCAUUGUUGUACAGUGUAUUUGGCGUUGCCAUAGAGAAGGCUAGAGGAGCAGAGGAUGAUAUCAACACUGUGGCUGCUGGGACACUCACAGGCAUGCUCUUCAAAUCAGCAGGAGGGCUGAAGGGAGUGGCGCGUGGUGGUCUGGUGGGGUUAGCCUUGUCUGGGGCCUAUGCUCUCUACAGCAACUGGGACCAUAUCAGAGGCGGCUCCUCAAGUCUCUACUGAACACGUCCCUGUCUGUUUGGUUUCAUCCAAAAUGGCACCCUCUUCCCUCCCUCCAGAUCCUCAGGGAAUAGGGUGCCAGUAGUCAAACCCCUCCCACAAAUAUCAACAGCCUGUUCACUUCCCAAUGUAUUUGUAUUUUUUAAGGGGAUAUUGGAGGAAGGACUGAGAUGUCGGUAAACCAUGGACAAAAUGACCUCCGAGAAACACCCCUCUGUCUACACACAACUUCCCCUGCUGUCCCACCCACCCGGUGACAGCCCAGUCCCUUUGGGGUACCCCCCCUCCCAUAGAUCUGAAAAGCUAUUUCCAAGGGGUUCAUGUGUUAUUGUAUUGGGAACUGUUUUUAGUAAUGUAUCUUUUGUUAUAUUAUUGAAUGCUGCGUCUAGUAGCCAAGAGAGAGAGAGAGAGAGACGUGUUAAGAGUAUUUACUAAGCAGAGGGAGACUGGGGCCCUGUUGUAAUACUUUUUACAUGCCUCCUCCCUUCCUGUGAAGUAGUCACUGAUCUGACAUGACUGGAGCGAUGGAAACAGUGUAAAUCUGUUCACCUAUCCAGUCACGCUCUCCCGAGUGGUGCAGCAGUCUAAGGUACUGCAUCUCAGCGCAAGAGGCGUCACUACAGUCCCUGGUUUGAAUCUAGGCUGUAUCACAUCCGGCCGUGAUUGGGAGUCCCAUAGGGCGGUCGGUGCACAAUUGGCCCAACGUCAUCCAGGAUUGGCCCGGGGUAGGCCAUCGUUGUAAAUAAGAAUUUGUUCUUAACGGACUUACCUAGUUAAAUAAAGGAUAAAUGUAAAACAUAAAAUGUCCGAUCAGUGAUUACUUGGAGGAGGGGCGAAGGAAUGAUGGAUAUAUUUGAAGACCUCUGCUGGUGUUACCGACUGGGUAUUUAAAGGGCAACUCCUCCACUUUUCAAGCUAAUUUUCAUUUUCUCCAACACAAUACGUGUCAACGUUUUGUGAAAAUGGUGCAUUUCUACGUUUUGUAGAAAAGAAAUGUGAAGUUUAAAAAAUUCUACCUGAUAACAUCAAAAGUGAUUUUCAAACACAGAUUUGCAGUGACGUGGGGAGCAGGAACAUAGCCUGCCUUGGACUAGAAACCUGUAGGUUUUAAUCUGACCCUGUGAUGUCCUCUUUUUAUUUUUUUUUUUUUUUUUUAUAUUUUUUAGGACAUUCUUUGAAACCACAGAUCCUAGAAACACUGUUUUCACAUAUGUAGACAUUGUUUUGAUGAUGGAUAGGAGGUUGAAAAGCGGUGGAAUUUCCCUUUAAGAUGUAAUGACUAAUCGCUCCCUAUUGUAAAGCCUGGUGGUUAGUACAGAGCGCUAAAGCAAGUCUUCUCAGGCAAGGUUAAAUGGUUCAUUGAACCACCUCUGCCACACUGGUCUUAGACCUGAUCAGAAAGCUGCUGGAAACCAUGAAUGUAGUCCUGUCUCUUGAUGUUGGUUGUCGUCCUUCAGAUACAAACCACAAGACUCUUCUCUUCAAACUAAAGAGCAAUGAGAAACUUUCCCAACACACACCCUGCCAAGGCCUAACAAUCAGUACUGUUCUAAUGCAGCUAUUCAUAGUGAGUACUGUUUUCCUGUUAGUUGUGCUUGAUGCUGGCCUGUUUCAUAAGUUGCCUCCAAACAGUACUGGAAGUGUGUAUUAUCUGUGUUGACUUGCCUGUUAAUCCCAUUGUAAGAACAAUACAACAAACAUUGGAAAUGCGAA